AUGGCUGCCAAAGACAACGCAUGGCGUUCGUUCCAGGAAGAAAUGAAACGAAAACGGACAAAAGUUGGGGCAAAGGAUCGUAAAUGGGUAAAGAAAUCUGAACUAGUCGUUCAACGUCUCGGUGCCGAAGUGGCAGGCAAAGUGCAGAAAUUUUCUAGAGUGGGUCUGUGAGAAUUUGUACCCUAUGACCCAGACGAAGAUUUGACGCUAGAGGGUAUAAAAUCAGCAUGUGAAAAACAUUUCGCUCGUACUCUGUCUGGAAAUCUUAAGUAUGAUGUACUAGCUGGCGAACAAGGACCCUCCUGCAAAACAUUAGACCGGGUACCCAAUGUUACUAAGCUGAUUCAUGUUCGCUUUAUGAAAUGUGAUGAGAACGACAUGUAUAAAGGUAUAAACAGUGACAGCUCUGACAAAGGUACCCAACGACACGUGAAAGGAAAACAAACCCCAAAAUCCUGCGGUGCCUUCACCUCCCAAAGUUUCGCCAGCUACAAGUCAAUAUUAUCCUAA
This is a messenger RNA of Paramuricea clavata, 510 nucleotides long. Lineage: Eukaryota; Metazoa; Cnidaria; Anthozoa; Malacalcyonacea; Plexauridae. The record is from the annotation of a GenBank genome assembly.